Messenger RNA from Striga asiatica, 818 nucleotides. The record is from the annotation of a GenBank genome assembly. NCBI's taxonomy places the organism in Eukaryota, Viridiplantae, Streptophyta, Magnoliopsida, Lamiales, Orobanchaceae.
CAGCCCAUAUCCAAGCCCAAGCUCCGUUGCAAUACCUGAAACCCUAAACCCUGAAAAUCCUUAAUAAAUACGCACAAAAUCCCGUUCUUCCGACACCUCUCCAUAAACGUAAACAAAAAUGUCGAAGCGAGGGCGUGGUGGAUCGGCUGGCAACAAGUUCCGGAUGUCUCUGGGGCUGCCGGUGGCCGCGACUGUGAACUGCGCGGACAACACCGGCGCCAAGAAUCUUUACAUUAUAUCGGUAAAGGGUAUCAAGGGUAGGUUGAACAGGCUGCCGUCGGCUUGUGUCGGCGAUAUGGUGAUGGCCACUGUGAAGAAGGGAAAGCCUGAUCUGAGGAAGAAGGUCAUGCCGGCUGUCAUCGUCAGGCAGAGAAAGCCUUGGAGAAGAAAGGAUGGCGUCUACAUGUACUUUGAAGAUAAUGCUGGUGUCAUAGUCAAUCCAAAGGGGGAAAUGAAAGGUUCUGCUAUUACUGGUCCAAUUGGGAAGGAAUGCGCAGAUUUAUGGCCUAGGAUAGCCAGUGCUGCUAAUGCCAUUGUUUAGAGUGAAUUGCAACCUUACCUUUUAAGAGCUGCGCCAAUAGGGUCGACACUGAUUUCCCUUAGGCUAAGGCAUCCUUUGAAUUGAGGGAUUCGAAAUUUACAGAUUUCAGAUUUAUAAGUUCAAAUCUUGAAAUUUAUAUAUUUUAGAUUGAUAAGUUCAAAUCACCAUGUAUGUUCUGAUGAUAAUAGAAGUUUGAGGAUUUCAAAUUCAUGCUAGAUAGAUUUUCGUCAUUGUUUUGAAAGAUUUCAAAUGACUCAUCAACUUAGUAUUAUCAAAU